Cyprinus carpio (common carp) is the source of this 1831-nucleotide messenger RNA. Its product is annotated as TNF receptor-associated factor 1-like. Gene Ontology annotation, biological process: tumor necrosis factor-mediated signaling pathway; regulation of canonical NF-kappaB signal transduction; regulation of apoptotic process. Gene Ontology annotation, cellular component: plasma membrane signaling receptor complex; cytoplasmic side of plasma membrane. Gene Ontology annotation, molecular function: ubiquitin protein ligase binding; zinc ion binding; tumor necrosis factor receptor binding. The record is from RefSeq and is a predicted model, not a curated record. Bases 98 to 1501 code for a protein of 467 amino acids. The transcript has 8 exons. Lineage: Eukaryota; Metazoa; Chordata; Actinopteri; Cypriniformes; Cyprinidae.
GAUAAAAUAUGUGAUGCCGAAAGAGGCGUCUUCACAUUCACAUUUCUUAUAAGGGCCCGUCAAAGGUCUGUUUUAGACAGUGGAAGCGUUAUGACUCAUGUUUGGAAAGUUAUCACUAUUUCCCCUCUUGUUUAAACCCCAGUUCUUCAAUGACGCGGCUAUUAAUAAGGAAAUUUUGGAUCUGAAAGUUCACUGUGCCAACCAAGGCUGCCCCUGGAGAAGCACCCUGAAGAACUUUGAGGACCACCAGAGUCAGUGUGAAUAUGCCCUGAUCCCUUGCAACAUUGGCUGUGGCAUAAUGGUGCAGAGGAAGUCAUUGGCUACACAUCUGGACAGUGGUUGUCCCAACAACAAGACCUCAUGUCCCUCUUGUGCAGGUGUCCUGACCCCAAGAGAACUCCAGAAGCAUGUAUGUCCCAAUUCAGGCGACAAGAAGACGACAAAGACUGAUAAACGGCAAAAGAAUAAUCACCCAAGCAGCUCAAAAAAGAAAGAGCCAUGCAUUUUCUCAGAAGUUGGUUGUUCUUUCAAGGGCAAUACAGACAGAUUAAAAGAACAUGAAUCCUGCAGCCAUGUUGGCCAUCUACAGCUUCUCUUGGAUGUGACCAGGGCUCUUCAGCGUAUCCUGAAUUCCCCACCUGAGCAAGGCCACCAUGAAAGCCCUGAUCUUCUUCAGCCUGGACAGUGUGGUGCUUCCCUCACUUCUCAGAGUGAGGGUGAGAUUGAGACCGACAGAGGAGACCCAGAUGUGAGUGAUAAGGCCCUCAGUCUCCACGACGAUCAGGCUGAACUUGCUGUAGGCCAGCAACUGGACAUCCUACAGCAGAGGGUGCAGGUUAUGGAGAACAUCAUCUCAGCUUUGAACCGAGAGGUGGAAAAGACACAGAUCAGUGUGGUCGCGCUGGAGAGGGACAAUUACAACAGUCAGCAGCUCAUUCAGCACUUGGAAACCAAGGUAGCAGAACAGCAGCAGAGACUGGUCAGGAAAGACAUUCACAUCACUUCAUUGGAGCAGUGUAUCAGCGCCCUGCAGGACGUCUCAUAUGAUGGCACCUUUCUCUGGCGGUUGUGUGAUGUCAGCCAGAGCCUGAGAGAGGCUGCCAAUGGCCAAAAGAUCAGUCAGUACUCGCCAGCUUUCUACACCGCCAGGUAUGGAUUUAAAGUGUGCAUGCGGCUCUACUUGAAUGGAGAUGGGGCUGGAAAGGGAACGCACAUCUCUCUUUUCUUUGUUAUAAUGAAAGGAGAAUAUGACCCCAUUCUCUCAUGGCCAUUCAGAUAUAAGGUCACGUUCUUUCUCAUAGAUCAGAACCAGAGGGAGCACGUCAUCGACGCUUUCCGUCCCGACCUCUCCUCUGCAUCUUUCCACCGGCCCAUCUCAGAGAUGAAUGUGGCCAGCGGGUGCCCCCUGUUCUUCCCUCUGUGGAAAUUGAGGUCGCCUAAGCACGCCUACUGCAAGGAUGACACCAUCUAUAUCAAGUGUGUGGUGGACACCUCCUCCUGAACCAUGAAGGAUUCCUAAGGGAGCAUAACUGGAUAAUUCAGGAUCUGGACAAAAUGAAUAUGGAGUGCAAAGAAACAAACCCAGAAAUAUUUAUGAACUGAACAAUUGAAGAGUUUUGUCUCGGUUGCAUUUUGGUUCUUUGGGUACAUGAAUAAAGUAAUAUUUUUAGAUUGACACCUGGCUCUUAAUGUUUUAAACACUGAUUUUUUUCUUGUGUUAUUUUGGAUAUAUAUCUGUUUUAUUUAUUAUGGAAUGAACUCUUUUGGAUUUUGACAUCAUUCUGACAGUUUUCAUAUUUUCUAUGUAAUAAUAAAUGUGUUUACUACCUUG